Zalophus californianus (California sea lion) is the source of this 3155-nucleotide messenger RNA. It is a transcript of the gene TTC29, whose product is annotated as tetratricopeptide repeat domain 29. The record is from RefSeq and is a predicted model, not a curated record. The transcript has 13 exons. Bases 190 to 1620 code for a protein of 476 amino acids. Gene Ontology annotation, molecular function: protein binding. NCBI's taxonomy places the organism in Eukaryota, Metazoa, Chordata, Mammalia, Carnivora, Otariidae.
CCCUCCCUCGGCGCCGGGUCCCUGAACUACCCCGGGAGGAGGGGGCAGCAGCGGCGCCCGGCACUUUGCCACUGGUGGGGGACACACUUCGGCGGAACGGAAAACCAGAAUUGUUCCACGGGCUAGUCCACCGAGGCUGAAGUCCAUAAGCCUUGGAGAGACCUUCAGCAGUACUCUCCAAAAUCUAGAAUGACCACCCUGCCCCCACUGCCCAUGACACGCCCAAAGCUUACCUCUUUAGCCAGACAGAAGCUGCCAUGUUCCCCCGGCACAAUUCCAAGGUCUCAAUUGAUCAAAGAAAAAGAUGACAUAGAUCAUUACCUGGAGGUGAAUUUCAAAGGAUUGUCAAAAGAGGAGGUUGCUGCAUACCGGAACUCAUACAAGAAGAACAUUUGUGUGGACAUGCUGCGAGAUGGUUAUCACAAGUCCUUUACCGAGCUCUUCGCCCUGAUGGAGAAGUGGAAUGUCCUGAGGGAGACCGCAAAGGUUAGGUCCCUUUUGUGGUUGCAGAGACCUCUGGAAGAACAGCCUGAUAAGCUGGAUCACUUCUACCACUACCUGACCAGGGCUGAGGCAGCUGAAAGGAAAGAAUACUUCGAAGGUGUCUAUGAUAACUUGUAUGCACUGGCCUGUUACUUCAAUAAUUCUGAAGACAAAUGGGUAAGGAACUACUUCUACGAACGAUGUUUUAAGAUUGCUCAACUGAUCAAAAUUGACGGUGGGAAGAAAGAAGCCGAGGCGCAUGCGCACAUGGGACUUCUCUUCGAGGAAGAUGGUCAGCUUCUGGAAGCUGCUGAGCAUUAUGAAGCAUUCCAUCAAUUGACGCAAGGGCGGGUAUGGAAGGAUGAGACAGGCCGCUUUCUCAACUUGUUGGCCUGUGAGAGUCUCCUGAGAACUUACAGAUUACUCUCAGACAAAAUGCUGGAAAAUAAAGAAUACAAACAGGCCAUCAGAAUUCUAAUAAAAGCUUCUGAAAUAGCCAAAGAAGGAAGUGACAAAAAGAUGGAAGGAGAAGCUUCCUAUUACUUGGGCUUAGCACACCUAGCUGCUGGAGAGUAUGAAACAGCAUUAACAGUCCUUAACACUUACAGUAAAAUCUCCACAGACCUGGAUGAUGAUCUCAGCCUGGGGAGAGCCUAUGAAGCAAUAGCCAAGGUCCUGCAGAGCCAAGGAGAGAUGACAGAAGCAAUUAAAUACUUGAAAAAAGUUGUGAAAAUUGCAAGAAACAAUUUUCAAAGACAAGAUGUUGUGAGAGCAAGUACAAUGCUUGGGGAUAUCUACAAUGAAAAAGGAUACUACAACAAAGCUUCGCAAUACUUUCAGCAAGCUUUUGACACAACACCAGGGCUAACAAACUUGCGUGAAAUGGAUGAAAUGAAAGUUCAUUAUGGAAUAGCAAAAGCUCAUCAGAUAAUGCUGACCGUUAAUAAUUACAUCGAGUCUGAAGAUCUCACCAGCCUUGACUACCUGCUGUCAUGGAAGGAGAAUAGAGGCAGCAUUGUAUGUGAUCCAACUAUUGGAGAAUCUAGAAAAUCCACAAUGGAAAGUUUACAUCAAGUCCCAGAAAAUUUAGAAGAAGAAUGUAGUAGAUUUCCAGAUAAUCAAAAAAGUGAGACUUAAACCAGCUUUGGACUCAGCAACAAAGCAAGAAGAAAUUUAUCAUGUCACCUUCAUCUUUGAUAACUGUAAUAGGAGUAUGUUACAAGUAAUACAGAUAGAAUUAUAAUAAAACUAUGACUAAGUUUAGAUUGCAUUUUGUAUUGCAGUGUACUACUACAAAUUUAAUAUAAAUCAUCUAAAUUCAUGAAAAUAAUAAUACAUCUCAAAUGCUUAGAAAUAUCAACAAUUAUUCUUAGAACAAACUGUAAAAUUUUCUUCUUAUCCACUAUUCCACAAGGAAGAGUGUUAUUAUAGAAUCAAAAUUCAGUUGUAUCUAAUGCGAAAAUCAUUUUAAACUUAAGGAAAUCUAUGCUGAAUAAAUACGGGGAAAAUAUUUAUUACAAUUUCAGGAAGUUUUUUCAACAUAGAUAAAAGGAUUAUAAGCAGUAAAAACUCUCAUAUUGUACCAUUCAAAACAGUUUCCUUUACAGAGGUAAAGCAAGCUUUACCUCUGUAAAGGAGACUUCUGUUUCCUCUACUCACACCACUUCUGACACCGAAUGAAUGAGGUUUUACACACCAAGCAAUUCUUCAAUUCUCAAUAGAUCCUGACUGGGUGUCUUACAAUUUAACUCAAUUCUGACAUUAACUGCCAGGAGUUAGCACAGAUCCCAGAUUAAGGGAUCAUUCCACAAGACUGGUUCCCACCUCAAAUGCCAAUCACAAGUCCCAGGGUGUCACUUAUACUUCUGACUGACUUGGCUACAUACUGAGGAUUCCCACAACCUCCCUUCCUUAACUUCAGUAAUUUGCUAUAUCAGCUCAUGGAACUCAGGGAAAGAUAUUUACAUUGCCAGUUUAUUAUGAAAAAUGCAAUAAAAGAGAUAAGCAGCCAAAUAAAAGAGAUACAUUGGCAAGGUAAGGGAGAGGGGGCCUGAGCUUCCUUGCCCUCCCUGGGUGCAUCACCCUCCCAGCACCUCUGUGUAUUCACCAACCCAGAAGCUCUCCAAAUCCUUUCAAGUCCUGGGGUUUGUAUGGAGUCUUCACAACAUAGGUAUGAUUGAUUAAAUCAUUGAUUAACGCAGCCUCCAGCCCCUCUCCCCUCUCCAAAAGUCAGGGGAUGGGGCUGAAAGUUUCAACCCCUUAAUCACAUGGUUGGCUCCCUAGCAAACAGACCACAUCCUUAAGGGCUUUCCAAAAGUCACCUCUUUAACAUAAACUCCAGUGUAGUUGAAAGGGGCUUGUUAUGAAUGACAAAAGAUGAUCCUUUCACCUGUAUCAUUCCAGAGCUAUUUCAGGAACUGGGGACAAAAACCAAAUAUUAUUUGAGAGAGCUGUUUAUGGAACCAGGAACAAAACUCAAAUGUUAAUUUAUUGUAUUACAUUAGAAGCUCUAUGCCAGGAAUCAGGGACAAAGACCAAAUAUAUAUUUCUUACACUAUUACAACAUUACACUGUGUAGAACCAUAUUUUAUGAUACUUUUAGCUGAUUGUAUAUAGUUGACCCUUGAACAAUACAGGUCUGAACUUGUAGGUCCACUUAUAUGUGCAUUUUA